Messenger RNA from Anopheles funestus (African malaria mosquito), 1174 nucleotides. RefSeq lists its product as uncharacterized. The record is from RefSeq and is a predicted model, not a curated record. Lineage: Eukaryota; Metazoa; Arthropoda; Insecta; Diptera; Culicidae. Bases 290 to 1081 code for a protein of 263 amino acids. The transcript has 2 exons.
GUCUCCGACUGGCGUGCGUUACUGGUGAGCUUAUCAAGUGCGUAGUAGCGUAAUGGAAAAGGAAGCCAAUGGUCCGUUGGUAGGGACAAUUAAUCGCCAGACCAUGUUGGACGAGAGACGGUGAAUGUGACUCCCCAGCUCAUAGGUUCGCGAUAUAAAAUCCAUUGUAAUCAAAUCCAACCAAUUCAUACUCAUCGUGUCAAUCAGUCAACGAGGACCGUGGAUAGUGUAGUUCCCUUCUUGGUAGUUAUUGUUUUUUCCUCAAGUGUGCGAGUGUCCACCCCAAGAAAUGCGUUCGUUUGUCAUAUUUGCGGUGGUGUCGCUAGCACUGAGCGGCACCCAGUGCCAGCCACGAUCAGCAGCCGAACUUGCCACGGACAUUUACCGUACCUGUCUUGCUAGUGAACAUGGGCUCAAGUGUGCUAAAGCGAAGGCACUCGCCUGGAUGGCGAAUGUGGCCGAACAGGACGAAAUCCCCAUUACCGACUCGCUCACGAUCGUACGCACCGGUACGGAGGAUCCCGAAAAGCCUGCCGAUACUGAACAACAACGUAGUGCUGGUGUGGUGCGACUGCUGAACAACAUCGAUAGCUUCCUUUCGACACACGCCCUCAAGAUGACGCCACCCGACGUACUAGCGUCUGAGGAGGCUCGUGCAUACAUUCCCGAAACGUUACUCCAGGGAGGACUCGCCGACAAUUUGAUAGUUCCGCUCACGGAAGGCAACGUCGCAGAAGGACGUGGUUUUGUGAAGAAAGUCAUGAUUCCUUUCCUGCUGGGCAUCAAGUUCAAGUCAACCGUACUAGUUCCGAUGGCACUCGCUCUCAUCGCACUGAAGACCUGGAAGGCCAUGACUCUUGGAUUACUCUCGCUUGUCCUAUCCGGUGCCAUGAUGAUCUUCAAAUUCGCCAAACCAAAGAUCGUCAAUUACGAGGUCGUUCACUACCCACCACCCCACCAUGUGCAUCACGUCGAUCAUCAUAUCGAUCAUCAUGCACCGCAUGUGCACUGGGACGCUCCACCAGCCUGGAAGAAACGAUCUAUGGAUGCUCACGAGCAGGCGUACGCCGGUCAGCUAUAACUAGCAAAACCGUUAAGAUAUUUAUUUCCCGAACGAUGAUGAACGAAUAAAUUAUUUAUUUUACUCAAAACUAUACGCAUUACAUACAUGUCG